AUGGCCUGUCAUAUUGCUAGUGGCAUGCGUAAAUUACAUGGACACUCGAUGAUUCAUCGGGAUAUUCGUCCUGAUAACAUUCUUGUGUCGAAUAAUUUCGUAGCAAAGAUCGGUGACAUGGGUAUUGCUAAUCUAUUCAAUCCAGACGAACGUCACACAUUAAUUGGUUGUUUGCCUUUCAUGCCACCGGAAUUUUAUCGAGGAGAUGGUCAAUAUGAUCAAUCACUAGAUGUGUUUACUUAUGGAUUGACAUUGAAUGAACUAUUUACAGAAAAAACUCAUCGAUUUAAUCAAUCGACAAAACGAGUUGAGUUAAUCGAACAAAGUCCAAUUUUCACGAAUUAUAUUCUUAAAUGUAUUCGGGAUGAAUCAACUCGCCGACCAACAGCUGUCGAACUGGAAAAUACUCUUCAUAAGUGUCGACAAGCAGCCGAUCGAUAUAUCAAAGAAAAGUGUCCCGAUUAUGCAAAAGAAACAAUAGGAAAAAAAGAUAAUAUUUUCAUUGGUUUCUAUCAUGAAUAUCGUAAGAAGGGAAAAGUCGAACCAAAACCGAUUUUUCCACCACCACCAUCACCGAAAUCACACUUCAAUAAUGUUCAUGGACAAGAUGCCGAUUGUAAAAAAGAUGAUCCUAAGAUUGUGAAAUUAAAAAAACAUCUGGAUAAUCCAAAUCCCGUCAUUGUUAUUGAGCCUGUAAAAAAACAUCGACGGGCGGCAACACCAUCAUCACAUGUUCAUCGAGUUGAUCAAGAAAAUAUUGAAGACAUUUUUGGUGCCGUAAAGCAUCGACGAGCAAGAACACCCAAUCCAAGACAUCCUCGUCUGGGUGAUCCACUGCAUGAUUAA
Molecule: messenger RNA, 846 nt
Organism: Rotaria sp. Silwood2
Lineage: Eukaryota; Metazoa; Rotifera; Eurotatoria; Philodinida; Philodinidae
Source: the annotation of a GenBank genome assembly